AUGCUUGGAGAAGCCUUCCUAAUUGAACUCCUAUACAAAGAACAGAAAUAUACAACAUUUUGUAAACCACUUACAUGUAAGAAGACCUCAAAUGAUGAAAAGGAAACUUGGAAAAAGCAGCUUUUAGAUAUAGAAGACAAUUCACUUUCUCCUGAUAAAAUAGAAAAUCAACAAAAGGUCGACAAAGAAAGUUUAACAAAGCAAAUUAAUGAUACAAAUAAAAUAAAAUUUGUGGAUGAAAUAACUGUACCAAAAUGCAAAAGUGCAUCCUUUCCAGGAAAUCUGUCUGUUGCGCUGCCCAUUCCAAAAAGAGAACAAUGUGAUGAAAGACAACUGGAUUUAUACCGAUCUUGGUCAUCUACAAGUAUUUGCCAGAAUUAUCCUGACCUACAGAUUGGAGGAGACCACGUGGGCAACAUGUAUGAUUCAGGCUGCUUUGUGGAACACAUACGUGAUGAUGCUUUUAAUGGUCCCCUUUUACUUUCAGUAGAUAUACCAUUGGGCCAUUCUCCCAUCAUUGAGCCUCUAGAGAAACUAUCUGCCUCAAAACUUUUGAAUGGGGAUGAAAUUCGAGAAAAAAGUAUGUUGUUUCAUAAGCAACCUCUCUCUAAUUCUAUGCUUAAUAAGUAUAUGGAAAACAAGCUGGAUGAACUCUACAAACAAUUUUUGGAAGAAAAUCUCACUAAGUGCCUCUCUAUAACCAACCUUAUGGCUUCUAAUUUGCUAAUGAAUAAUGUAAAUCAGUUUAGCCUUCAAAUCUCUCAAGAGCAGAAUGUAGAGGCUUCGAAAGCCCGGGAAGCUCUCCUACAUUCUUUUUCAAGAUGUAAUCUCUAUAACAUUUCCCAUGGAAACAGUUCUGAAUUCAGCACUCCUAACCUACAAAUAUCAAAACAGAGAAGUAGGGAAUUUGUAUCACAUCUACACUAA
This is a messenger RNA of Myotis lucifugus (little brown bat), 927 nucleotides long. RefSeq lists its product as uncharacterized. The transcript has a single exon. The coding region runs from base 1 to 927 and encodes 308 amino acids. Lineage: Eukaryota; Metazoa; Chordata; Mammalia; Chiroptera; Vespertilionidae. Gene Ontology annotation, biological process: regulation of toll-like receptor signaling pathway. The record is from RefSeq and is a predicted model, not a curated record.